ACGGGUUACUGAGAAGGCCUCUCAACACAAGGGUUGGAGAAACAGUAAUAAGAUGGCAGCGCAGAAUUCAAGAGCAAAUGACGAAAAAGGAACAGAUAUAAUGAAAGGCGAAGAGAAAAGCUCUCUAAUAAAAGCUGGAAAUGUACCUCCCCCCAUGACGGACAGAGUGCUGAGUGACAUGUCAGUCAGUGGAGUGAGGAAGCUGAGCGUAGUCUCCGAAUACGAGCCAGACAAGUCCGACUCGCACGUGGACUCCCAUAAUUCCCGGGGGCAAAGGAAGUGUGGUGGCUCCAGUUACAGUUUGCCCCUCCGUUCGGACAAGCGCAGCACUAGCUUCUCCUCGGAUGUGCUCUCUCCCUCCCAUCAGCCAGACACUGGAGAUGACUGUGCUGCCAUUCUCCUGACGUGCCUCUACUGCAAGUUCUACGAGUUCCUGUUGCUGUUGCCUGACACCUGUGAGAGAGCUAUGAACCGCUGCUGCCCCUCGUACCAGCAGUUCUCCUCCACGCGCGAGCAGACACAGAGCAACGACCGCAACUGCGACCUGGAGUUUGACUGUGGCCUGUUCGACGCCUGCCACGACACCAGUGAGUGCCUGGAACUGGCCAUGGAGAUCUCCGAGGUGUGUUACCGAUGACUGGUCACCAUGGUGGCGCCAUAACCCCCUCGAGCCAGUACGGGUACCAUAGGGACACUGUAUGUGGUUUUUGACAGCACGCUUGAGAGAGAACACAGCUAGCUCGUGCCCACCUUCUGCAGAAUGGUGUCUCGUGAGGCUGAGAGAGGAAGUGUGACCACAGAGAUGAACAAUUAGAGGUUAUUGUUGAAAACACUCUGAUGAAAGAGCACGUCUGUGCACGAGUGCUGACAAGCAGAACAUGCAGUAUUUCUAUGAAUGUGUUAUUAAGAGUAUUUUACCAGUCAACUGUGCAUUGCUACUGUACACUGUUGUUCUUGCAUCUGCUGUGUUAUCAGUGCUGCCCGUUCAACUGCUUUCUGGGAUAUCUAUCUCUUUCACUCGUAAACUUGGUGUGCUGUGUCCAUACACAUAGCGUUCCGCGUGGUGUGACUGUCACACAAGCGCAUCAAUGCAGAUGAAUGGUAUCCCUCUACCUGAAUGCUUUACUCAAGCAAAGUUCAGAUCAACACUUCACGGAUGCAAGGAAACUUGUUCGACAGUGAAGUCCCCCUUUCUUCCUAUAACAAUUACAGCCCUCCGUGAGUCUUUUUUGUCUUGAGCCUUUAAAGCAUGUAGCGGUGGCUGUCCUCAACAUAUACCAUUUUCAUUCAAAACCAGGUGGAGGUCUGCAUAUGUCACUUCUAAUUCCCUUUUCCAAAUCUGAAUUCCCAUAAAUGAAACUAGUGACAACCAUUCUGUCCUGUAAUUACAGGUCUAAUGAUAUGCUAUAAUGGAUAUAAAUUUCAAUUUCAAAUAGUAGGAAAUAGACCAGUUAGUAUGCAACGAGAAGACUAUGUCUGCAGUGUAAACAAAUGUAUCAAUUUAUGCGAUGAAUUAAUGUAGAACUUUUUUAAAUGAGGCAAAAGCAAAAACAAAAAACUAAAAUUUUCUAAAGUUUGCCGAGAGAGCAAGAGAGGUGGGGCAGUGGUUUCUGCGCUUUGCACAUGGAUAUGAAUUGCACAAGCAUGGCUGAAUAGUCAUGUAAAUAUUUCAGGUUUAAUUCUUUGACAUUAAACCAAGAGAGGCCAAAGAGUGUUUCAAAAUGGGAACUUGCAAUGCUAUAGGUAAGGAAAGAUAUUUUACAUUUAAGUUCUUCAGGGAAGUUACUAUUAUUGUGCUGGUUUAUGCAGUUACUGAUGCUUGCACUGCUGCAUGGCAUGCAGAAAGAUGUUUAAAGCAUUCCUUGUUCAGAACGCAGACCCCAGAGUGCACUUGUAAGAGCAUCAAGAGUUAGUUAUGCACAUAGACCAACUGCAGGACACUGGUCCUUGUAGAACCCAUUGACCUUUGACCUUGUGGGCUACAGUGAAUGUAAAUUGAUUUGGAUAGAUCCAGUCUGACAAGGGUGCUUGUCUCAUGGAAGGUUUCGAACAACAGAGCACACAGAACAUGUCGUAGCUGGAAUGAUGUGCCACUGCCAUGCAGUAAAGAUUUUACUGGACAGCUGGGCCAAGAGAAAGCUCACAGUGCACUGAGAAGGAAUGUUAUUGUAUUGGCUUUGCAAGCCAAAUAUAUAUUUUCUGUUACACGAUAGAAAAACGAACUGUGCUUUCUCUUCAUUCAAAUAAUAGGAAUGCAAUUCUGCAUAUUUCUGACAUACAAAAUGUUGUUCUCUUGUUGUUCUGUUUACCCCCCUCUGGAAUAUUUAAAGUUUUAGAAUUUGUCUGGAAAAUGCAGGCAUAUGAAGUACCCAAUUAACAAAGAAUUUAGUCCCAAGGAUGGCGCACUCCCUGAACAGAAAAACACACUGAAAGUAUGCUCAGAACAGAGUUCAAGGAGAUUUCAGAUCCUGGCUGAUUUUGUGCAGAACGCACAGGCUUACGGGCACUGUCAGCUCUGUUCUUUGUUUUGGCCGCAGUCAGAGGAAACACUGCUUGUGACCAAUUUGCUUAUUACAUGCUGGGCCACAAUUACAAAGCUGACUGCCCUAACUAAUACUUUGUCAUAAAAUGCAUUGGAGGCCCUUUGUGGUCUGUAACAUAAAACGUGUAUGCAUAAACAGAUGCCCAGUUUAAACCAAAAACAUCUGUGCAAUGCAUGUCUUUAAGUUGCUGGAACACUUUCAAAUUACCUGAUCAUUAUGGGAGGAGUGGGGGCUGGAGGACUGGGCCUUUUUUUCUUCUUUUUUUAAUUUAGUCCAAAUGCUGCUUCUUUUUAAGCACAUUGUUGAAAUCAGGUUUGAAAGUUUUGCUGGGGCUUUUUUUUUUUUUGCAAGGUAUUUCAUGUUGCGUGUUUCAGUACCACAGAUCAGCUAUUAGUAUUGACUCUGUUUCUGAUACGUAGAACGCAUCUGAGGAAUAGAACUGUGUCAGAACCCAUGUGAUGCCAGGUUGAGCCAGUCACUCUGAAUAAAUAUCUCUUCCCCAUGCAAGAAUGAUCUUAAUUUAAGAAAGUAAAAAAAAAAAAAAAAUCACACGACAUAAUAAAACUUCACAAGUUUGUAUUACUCUUGAUAAUCAUUUAGCGAUGCGAGACUGAAAGUGAACAUUAACUAAAUCAUCUCAUUUUGUUGCCGCGUGCUCUGUUUACAUGGAUUUCUGCUCUCUAAUCGAGUGUUUUUGGUGUUUAGCUCCCAGUGGCUUCAUUAACAGAUGAGCUCUUCCUCCAAACCACACAGCACUAAUAGUGUCUCCCAUCAGCGGCUCUCUCAUCCAGCCAGGAGUGGCCUCCUGGGGAAAACUGCUCCAUGAAAUAUUAACAUCGUGUGUUCCGAGCAUUUUUUUUUAAACAUCAGUUUUGUCAGCAUCUUAUGUACAGCUCUCCGAGCUUCAAUCCAUCUGGAAACGUGGUCCCGGUGCAUCGCGUUGUUUUCCGUGACUUUGGAAUAAUUUAAGCUCCUUGUAUUUGUAAUGGACUUUCUGUGUACAUAGGCGUUGCAUUUUGCAGCGACUUUGGGUAAGAAACGGAGCGCUAGUCACCUUAUUCAAAGAGCGAAUUGGGGAUUAUAGCGGCCCUUAAGUGGCGAACGUUAAGCAUUAGGAAGAAAAGAAGGAAAGAAUCACUUGCGUCAUUUCUGACACUUUCUCUGAAGCAGGUGUUUUUCAUUGCGCCCUCAAUUCCCUCUCCGUCAGGCAUUCAGGAAAUUUCCCUUUUCCAGAAUGAUGCUGUUAUUACAGAAUGUGUGCUCGUGAUUACAUUCUCUAUAGAAAAGCACACUUCACGGAAAUAAAAAUGAUCUUGGAAAAGGUUGUAUUUUUCAUCGGAUGGUAAAUUCUCUUUUUACAUGAAACACAAGAUUUUAAAAUGUACAGAA
Anguilla anguilla (European eel) is the source of this 3932-nucleotide messenger RNA. RefSeq names its product MyoD family inhibitor domain containing 2 (gene mdfic2). The transcript has 4 exons. The coding region runs from base 53 to 637 and encodes 194 amino acids. Lineage: Eukaryota; Metazoa; Chordata; Actinopteri; Anguilliformes; Anguillidae. The record is from RefSeq and is a predicted model, not a curated record.